AGUCAUAGAACUUCUAGAGUCAAAGAGAGGAAAGACAAAACGACAAUAUACUCAUAUAUAAAGCCGCUGUUUACAAUAUUACUGUAAAAAAAAGAAUAUAUUUGUUGCAAAGUUCUACAUUAUGGUUUUAUUUACGAAAGACGGGACAUUUUAAAAGAAGUCAUAUAACUAGAUAUACCGGGCAGUCUCUUUAAGACGUAGGGUGUUAUUUUUUUUUUUACAAGUGAAAGGAAGGUAGAAAUGAAGGUUAUUUCAGGCGGUGGACACUCCAACACAGAGAGAGCUGCUGCCUUUAAAAGCAAGUUUAUUUUUGGUGUCUUGACAUUAGAGCUCAUCUGUCAUGGCUGCCACUCUACUGUGUGAAUUUCCAUGUUGUUCGUCUUCUUCCUCCCAGUGAUGGAUACUCUUUCAUAGCAACGCGAGGCACACAACUGUUGAUCUCUCCAUCAUGACGAAAGAAGAAGAGAUCCCUGACUGGGUGGGUGCCCAGGAGUUCUAUGACAAGUAUGACCCCAAGGAGAUUCUGGGAAGGGGAGUAAGCAGUGUGGUGCGUCGCUGCGUCGACAAACGGACGUCUCAGGAGUACGCCGUGAAGAUCAUCGACAUCACCCUUUCAGACAAGACGACCCCGCAGGAGAUCGAGGAGAUCCGGGAUUCAACGGUGAAGGAGAUCGACAUCCUCAAGAAAGUGUUUGGACAGGAGAACAUCAUACAGCUAAAAGACUGUUAUGAAUCCAAUGCCUUCUACUUCUUGGUUUUUGACCUGAUGAGGAGGGGGGAACUUUUUGAUUACCUCACAGAGAAAGUGACUCUGAGUGAGAAGGAAACAAGGAAGAUCAUGCGUGCUCUGCUGGAAGUGGUUCAGUUUCUCCACGACCAGCACAUCGUCCAUCGAGAUCUCAAGCCUGAGAACAUCCUUCUGGACGACGAGAUGAACAUCAAACUCACCGACUUUGGCUUCGCCGUGCAAAUCCAAUCAGGACAGAAACUCAAAGAGGUGUGUGGGACUCCCGUUUAUCUGGCUCCCGAGAUCAUUGAGUGCUCCAUGGACUCAGAACAUGAUGGAUAUGGAACUGCUGUGGACAUAUGGAGCGCUGGGGUGAUCAUGUACACACUGCUGGCCGGCUCGCCGCCCUUCUGGCACAGGAAACAGAUGCUGAUGCUGCGUAUGAUCUUAGCCGGGAGUUACGACUUCUCAUCGCCCGAGUGGGAAGACCGCUCAGACACUGUCAAGGAUUUGAUCUCUCGGAUGCUUGUGGUGGACCCCAAGAAGCGUUACUCUGUCAUCGACGCGCUCAAUCAUCCCUUCUUCUCCCAGUAUGUCGUGCACGAAGUCAGACAGUUCAGUCCAUACAGGAAGUUCAAGGUCAUCUGCAUGACGGUGUUGGCCUCCAUGCGCAUCUACUGCAACUACCGCAGAGCCAAGCCCGUCACCAAGGAGGUGAUGAAGAGCGAUCCGUACGCACUCAAGCCCAUCCGCAAGCUCAUCGACGCGUGCGCCUUCAAGAUAUACGGCCACUGGGUCAAGAAGGGCCAGACGCAGAACCGAGCGGCUCUUUUCGAGAACACGUCCAAGGCCAUCCUGCUGUCCAUGGCGGCGGAUUCGGACGGGCCUGUCCAUCCCCUCUGGUAAAGACAAAAUGGUCCUCUCGGCAGCGCUGGAAAAUUGUGUGAAUUUUACGUGGAGGAAAGAACGGUGAGGCACCAACCACUUAAGGAGGCUAACAAUAGGUAAACAAUAAUCAUGUCUGUCACUUAUUUAACAAAACAAACUGACACGAUAGUUUGCCCACCCAUAAAUAAACAGGAUCAUAUUCGUGUCUUUAUCACUAAAGCUGUUUUUGAACAGUAAAUUUAUGUAACUGAAAUUUUUGCGUUUUUUUUUUUUUUACGUCAAAUUAUGCUGACAAUUUCAUUGUUUAAAAAUGUAUUUUGUUAUAAUGUAAUGUUUUAAAAUUUAGCGUCAAAACAUUUGGUGCAGAAAUAUUUGUUGCUUCAGAGCUCAAGACCCACUUCUGGUAAAUUGGCACUGAAGCGCCUCAUUGGCUGCUUCUGAGACACGAUCGAUUGUUUCUGUCUUAAAGGGGAACUGCACUUUUUUAUAUUUUGCUGUUCACAAUCAUUAUGAAAGACAUGACGAAUGAUGUAUAAGUAUUUUUUUACUUUCUAACUCAGGCCUGUGCAAUUAUUUUGACUCGGGGGCCAAAUUUAGAGAAAAAAAUGGUGUCAAGGGGCCGCUAAAUAUGAUUUUUAGGAACACUAAUACAAAACUUCACAAUAAUGUCUGAAUGCUAAAAACGUUAUGACAGACCGCCUUAAAAAACUGUAUUGAAUUUUUAUUUUUUUUUACUGAAUGAGACACCCAAAAUGUACAUGAAAAUAGAGAAUGUUGGAUUUACAAUAUUAACUAUGAAGGAUAAAACACUGAAUAUUGACAACAUAUGAACGUCACACCACCCUUCAAUCGGCAUAUUUUACAAUCAAGCGAAAAAUUAAACAAACACAGCAAAAUAUGAACGCAAAGGAUAAAAACAAAACAAAAAAACACCUGCAAUCUGAUAGUAAUAUUUAGAACUUUCUUGUAAAAAUCUGUAAUUUAGAUUACCAUAGUAACGCGCAGAUUCCAACCAUUGAAAUACUUUGUAUAGUUCAAGACUUACGGUCAUUUGAAAACAUCACUGCAUAUUAUGAUGGCUGCUUCAGUUUUGAUCUUAAAGAUCUAAAAAAAAUAUUUGGGAAUGUCCGGCGGGCCAGAUUGAAAAGCUUAACGGGCCGCAUGUGACCCCCGGGCCUUAAUUUGCCCAGGUCUGUUGACAUGAUCGACUGAUGAGCUGCUUCCUCAUUUCCUUGUUCGUCAAACUUUAAAUCCAUCCAUUCAUCCAUCAUCUUCCGCUUAUCCGAGGUCGGGUCGCGGGGGCAACAGCCUAAGCAGGGAAACCCAGACUUCCCUCUCCCCAGCCACUUCGUCUAGCUCUUCCCGGGGGAUACCGAGGCGUUCCCAGGCCAGCCGGGAGACAUAGUCUUCCCAACGUGUCCUGGGUCUUCCCCGUGGCCUCCUACCGGUUGGACGUGCCCUAAACACCUCCCUAGGGAGGCGUUCGGGUGGCAUCCUGACCAGAUGCCCGAACCACCUCAUCUGGCUCCUCUCGAUGUGAAGGAGCAGCGGCUUUACUUUGAGUUCCUCCCGGAUGACAGAGCUUCUCACCCUAUCUCUAAGGGAGAGCCCCGCCACACGGCGGAGGAAACUCAUUUUGGCCGCUUGUACCCGUGAUCUUAUCCUUUCGGUCAUGACCCAAAGCUCAUGACCAUAGGUGAGGAUGGGAACGUAGAUCGACCGGUAAAUUGAGAGCUUUGCCUUCCGGCUCAGCUCCUUCUUCACCACAACGGAUCGGUACAACGUCCGCAUUACUGAAGACUUUAAAUGUAGAUCAUAAAUCAUACCUUUCACCUGCAUAAUAGAAGGAUAAGGAUGUAAUCUGACAAGUUGGUACACUUUAACAGCCAACUUAAACUCGGAAAUGGUAAGAACGACACAAAAAGCCGUUUGGUUCCUUUUCUUUGCGAGGAUUGAGUAAUUUUUCAUUUCAAUGGGAAUAUGUGAACAUCCUAGCAGUCUGCAUCUUAAUGACAACAGACAUUGUACUGUAAGUGAUGUUUUAUUGUUUGUUGGCACUCAAAUUCUGCAGUGAGUAAUCAAUCAGUGAUUUAGUGGGGGGGAAGCAAAUGUCAGGAUGCAUUUAAUUGAAUUAAUGUGCCGCGUAUGCUUACAAUGAUCAAAAUACAUGAAUAUCAAAUGUUAUUACAAAUGUGCCUGUUAGUACAUUACAUAUAUACUUACAUAUUGUGUAUAAAUCCUUAAUGUAGGUGUUUUUACGAGCUUUGUAGGUAGAAUAGAGCGGCUCCUGUAGGCUCCAUUGUAAGCAGACUUUUGAUCGCACUUAUUUACUAUUUAGAAUGCAUUAGAAAAAAAAUACAUCUGUCAUGAUUGUAAAGAGGCAAAAUUCCAAAAAAGUGCAAUUCCCCUUUUUAAGUUUUAAAACAAAAAUUUCUCCAUUUUUUUUUUACACUGAAAAUUUCUGAACUGAAUUUUCAUAGUGAUUUUUUUUCUCAACAAAUUUUACACACAUUAUUUUUUAAAUACACAUUUUGCUCGCGAUUUUUUAUUCAAUGGAAAAAAAAAAUGUGUUCAAAAAUUCAAAUGCAGAAACAUCAGUUACAUUUACUGUGUCAAACCAUACAGAAGUGCUAAGAAAUUGUUCAACGUUUUUGUCCGGCUGUAACAUUACCCAACCCCUGAUAUAAGACUGCCAAGAUCAAAACUUUAAAACUCUUUAGAUUUAAUCACAAUAAGAAACGAUUAUCAAAAGUAGAAACAAUUGCAUUUGGAUGUGUCAUUUUAGUUUUUAAUUCAUGCUGAGUAGUAAAUAUAAAUUGCCAUUUGCUGAAAUGCAUAGGGACCUGUCAAUAAGCACGAUCACCACUCGUCUUGCUAGUUUUAACUUGUAUCUUAUCAGACUUGUUUUGGAAAACCAUAUUCAAAUUAUUUGGACAGUGUUUGAUGUAACUGUCCGAUGAACUGAGCCAUCACUGUGUUGUGUACACUAUUUACUUUCAUACACGCAAUCAUUUAACACCCAUCAUCAUGUGAAAAUAAAAUGUAGCGUCUUUUGACGGCAAAUAUUAAAGCUUUUAUUAUUCCUUGCUCUUUUGAUCGCCUUUAGCUUCUCGUGUUUAAUUCAGCCAACAAAGAAUAUGUAAAGAGCAUGAAGGAAUGGGUCACUGGGCAUAGAAAACGUUACGCUCCUCUCCAUUCUGCUGCUUCAACGUCGCUGAAAUCGAGCUGUGGACAUGUUGUGACACCUAUUAUGCAACAUGAUCAAACCGUGGCACUCGGCUUGAUCAAAAAACAUGUUUGUGUCGCAAAGCUCCAAAACAGCUUUUUAAUAAAUGAAAUCAAUGGCAA
Messenger RNA from Nerophis ophidion (straightnose pipefish), 4963 nucleotides. Its product is annotated as phosphorylase b kinase gamma catalytic chain, skeletal muscle/heart isoform-like. Gene Ontology annotation, biological process: glycogen biosynthetic process; protein phosphorylation. Gene Ontology annotation, molecular function: phosphorylase kinase activity; ATP binding; calmodulin binding. The record is from RefSeq and is a predicted model, not a curated record. The coding region runs from base 449 to 1633 and encodes 394 amino acids. Gene Ontology annotation, cellular component: phosphorylase kinase complex. The transcript is spliced from 10 exons. Lineage: Eukaryota; Metazoa; Chordata; Actinopteri; Syngnathiformes; Syngnathidae.